Acanthosepion pharaonis is the source of this 858-nucleotide messenger RNA. Lineage: Eukaryota; Metazoa; Mollusca; Cephalopoda; Sepiida; Sepiidae. The record is from the annotation of a GenBank genome assembly.
AUGACUAGUAGUCCAGUCUCAUACAGACUUCUCAGAACAGAGAGCAGUCUUCCUUCUCGAAUUCUCCCGCAAAUCUCACGUGACUCUCUCGACGACGGUCUCGUUCCCCGACUCUCUCUCUCCCGUCUGUUUGUAGCACCGCGACCCGUAAUGGUCGCCUACGGGUGCUCACGCACGUGCCGACCGAUCGCGGUCUCUCCCGUCUGGCCUCUUCCGUCUCGCUCGACCAAUAACUUUCCACUCAAUUUCUCUCUCUUUUGCUCUCUGUCUCUCGCUCUCUCUCUCUCUCUCUCUCGCUAUCUGCCUUCGUCUCUCUCUCUCUCUCUCUCUCUCUCUCUCUCUAUCUCGCCCUCAAUAUGCCCCAUGAGGUGUUAUUUGUGUGUUUUCUGUUUUUUGUGGUUUUUUUCUGUUUUUUUUGUGGGAGUUUUUCUUUCUUUUUGGGGGGUGGGGGGUCUUUUUUUUUUUCCUUUUUUUUUUUCUUUUUUGUGGGGUUUUUUUCCCCUGUUUUUUCUUUUACUUUCUGUUUUUUUUAGGGUUUUUUUUUCCUCUGGUUUUUCCUUUUUUCUGUUUUUUUGUUUGUUUUUUUUCUGGUUUUUCUUUUUCUUUCUUUUUUUUUUCUGGCUUUUCUUGUUUUUUUUUUGUUUGUUUUUUUUCUGUUUUUUUAUUCGUUUUUUUUCUUUUCUGUUGUCUUUUUUCUCGUUUUUCUUUUUUUCUGUUUUUUGUUUUUUCUCAUUUUUCCUUUUUUUUUUCUUUCUGCUUUUUCUAUUUUUGUUCUUUUUUUUUUGCUUUUUCUAUUUUUGUUUUGUUUUUUUGCUUUUUCUAUUUUUUUUGUUUUUUUGCUUUUUCUAUUUUGUUUAG